This is a messenger RNA of Xenopus laevis (African clawed frog), 4251 nucleotides long. RefSeq names its product HPS6, biogenesis of lysosomal organelles complex 2 subunit 3 L homeolog (gene hps6.L). Lineage: Eukaryota; Metazoa; Chordata; Amphibia; Anura; Pipidae. Gene Ontology annotation, biological process: protein localization to membrane; lysosome localization. The record is from RefSeq and is a predicted model, not a curated record. The transcript has a single exon. Bases 143 to 2563 code for a protein of 806 amino acids. Gene Ontology annotation, cellular component: lysosomal membrane; BLOC-2 complex.
UGGAGGCCGGAAGUCAGGUGGUUGGCUGGGUCCUGUGAUGUCUGUAGGCAGCUGACAGAGGAGUCGAAGGCGAGUUGGUGAAGCUGGCGCUCCGGGUAGUGUGGGGCCACCGUAGGCUGGGCAGCUCGGCCCUGUCCUGUACAUGAUGAAGUUCGGGCCUCCUAAAUUACAGUGUGAUUUCCAAGUGUUCGGCCGGCAGCAUGUUCUCCGGGAAGCCUUGCACAGUCCGGAGUCACGGCUCUACCACAGCCCAGACGGGGGACACCUUUUCGUGCUGCUGCCUCACAAAGUCUUGUCGUUCCUCCGCUUACCUUCCCAAGCCCCCCUCUCUCCCUCCGCCUACUUGGAGAAGUCCUGGGCCGCGCACUCUCCGCCGCUUUCAGCCUUACUCUUCCCGCAGAGUGUUCCGUACGGCUGGGUGCUUACCCUGGUCUGGCAGAAUGGCCGAGCUGAGAUAUGGAGCCCGCCCAGAAGCGCCCUCAGCAAAGGCUGGGAACUGCUACAGUCGCUGGAUCUGUGCAACAGCCCCCGAGCCCGCCUUGCGUCUGUCUGCAGCAAUGGGGAGAGCCUGGUGUGGUGCGAAGAGAGGCCUCCAUCUGAGGCAAAGCUACAGGGGCCCUCAGGGGCCAAAAUUUACCGCUACUGUAUCUGUCAGAGGAGACUAGUGUGGGAGGGGGAGCUGCAAGUCUCCCUGGGAAACAUGAAGAUUGUCCUGCACCACAGUCCCUUGUACCACGUGCUCUCAUCCCCCAGUCACAUAUUCAUGGUCCCUGACUGCAGCCUCAGGACUAAUGGUGCCAAACUCCUGCUUGUUUAUUCCCCUCAGGAUGACAGGAUCAAUAUGGCCACCGUUGAUAAGGGGCUAGUUCACAGCAAAAGUCUAUCCGAGUGCGAAUGCGACUUUAAGAGACUGGUGUAUGAAUGCCUGGGCUACAUGACUAGUCAGGUAACUGUCAGCAUCCGCACCUUUGCCGUGACCGUUUCGGGGGAGCUGCUGCUAAUGGAUGCACACGGCGGGGUUCACUUGCUUCAUCCAGACGGGAUGAUAAGGUGCAUCUGUACCUUCGAUUUCAAAACACUUGCUCCAGAAGUCAGAGUCGGCAUUCAGCUACAUGGGGCUACACUGGUGUGUGCUGUAGACACGAUGCUGUACCUCAUCGAGUCAAAUACCGGGAGACUAUUGGAGAAAAAAAUACUAAGCUCCGAUGAAGUUCUUCUAAUGAACCUCCCGGAAGCAGAUGAUAUUCAUCUCCUGACAAAGGCCGGGAUUUAUUCAGUUUCGCCUGUGAGCAGCCCGCUAGAGACUGGCAAAAUGGAGCCGGCCUUGCUGGAAAUGGUCUACGAAGAAGCCUGCAAGUAUUAUCAGAGGAGAAGCCUGAGCAGCGCCAAACUGACCGUGUCAGAACUGAAGAAGGAGGGAAUGUUUCAAGCACCCAUAAUGCUCUCCUCCAUUCUCAGCAACUACCAUAGAGCGGAAAAGGCGAAAAGCAAAAUGUACGGAGACCACACAAACACUAUGACGAAUGAGCUACAGAGCUGCUUAAGUCUGGAGCAUCUGAAGGCCAAGAUCAUAAACAUGCCUAAGAAUCUGACAGAAAAAUAUUGUGAGAAUUUGAUCGACCAAGAAAUUGUCCGUCUCAUUCACACGGAUUUAGACAGAGAGAACUUGACUUAUAUAAAUUCCCUUUUCAGUCUGUUUCCAAAGGCGGCGUGGAAGUCUGUAAAAGGCAAUCUUCAGUUCCAUCAAAACGGCGACGGGAGGUUUAUUGUGAGGGCCACCGUGGAUUUGUGGAAAAGGAUUUUGGGGCCACUUCCUGUUGGAUCGAGGGAAAGUUAUCACAAUGGAGUCAGCCCACUGUUUGAGGUCAUCUGUGAGUCGUUAUAUAGAUUCAAGCCCAAGUGGCUCCCGCUUUUUGUUCAGCAGGCCCAGGAUUGUUCUGGGCUCCCCUGGAGCAUGAGUAACAAAGAUAACUGUGAAGGUGUUCCAUUGUAUAAAAGAGCACUAGCUGUUGUAAGCAAGGGCAAGGCAAGCACUACAGCGAAUCAGGACUGUGAUAUCGAAAUCGAUAUUUUGUUGUACAGUGGCCGGCCCCAGGCCAUCAUUCAAGCUAUUCAUAUGCUGAUCAAUCUCCAGCGCUGGGAGAGAGUCAUUGCAGAGACCAAGAAGUUCUCUCGGCUGAGCCCAAUUGUUACAAAGGAUAUUUUUAUUACUCUUCUGGCAGAAUUUGUCAAGCACAGACAUUUGGAUUCUUAUAUAAAUCAGCUCUGUGACAUUUGUCCUGAAGAAAUGACCCCUACUGACCUACUGCGCAUUCUUCUACAGAACAUGCCUGUGGAGCAGGACCAGCCCUUCUGUAAUGGUGGGACUCCAUUGACUGUAGGCUUGCUGAAGCCAUUGUUCAACAAAGUCAUCCAGAAUCAAAAGGCACAACAUAUGAAGUCCGCAGCAAUGACUUUUUCUCCAUCUACCCCACCAGAGACAAAUCACUCUUUUGUUAAUGGCGAUGGUUUAACGCCAGAAAUCUGCUCCGUGCCUGAUAUAUAUGCUCCCAAUUCUUGUUAAAUGCCUCUUGUACAGAAUGCACAUAGAACACGUACCUAUUUUUUUUUUUUUCUAAGCACUUUCUAUGCCUCCUUGCUUUUGUUACAUGUCAGUAUUAUUUUGAUUUAUUUAAGUAUAGCAAUUCACAUCACAACGCUUUGGAACACUGUUGUGACUUCUUUCAAUUCAGGUUGGUUUGUCCCUUUUGUGAAAUUCAAAUACAUUUGUUGGUUGAAAAAUUGGAGGAUAAGAAAUAGAGAAAUAGUGCACAGCUUGCUGCCUCCUGUAAAUGUAGUACUAGACACACUGGGUGAAAAUGGCCUCUCUACCUAAAUGAAUUUAUUGUUUAGAAAUCCCCAUUCUGCUUUGUUCAGCUUGGGUGUUGCCCUUGUAGGUGUUUUAUAAAUAAACAAUGCACCCAUCAUGGGGAUUUUGAAUCCAGGUCUCCGGAGCAGUUGAACUGCUAAUGUCAGCUUCCCAAGAGCAUUGGAUGUUAACAUUUGUAGUUCUGUAAUGUCGGACUGGGUGGGUUGGUAAUUGUUUGCCUCUUAUGUUAAGUUUGUGCUGGCAACUCUACAAUAUACAUGCCUUGCCCCUAAAGCAUGUCUGGCACCAGGUCUGGACUGAGAUUCAAAAUAGGCCCUGGCAUUUCAGCUACACAGAGGCCCAAACAGCACGUCACCAGCCCACUAAAUAGUGCGUGUCUAUGGCAACUUACAGCAGCCCCUCUGGCAUUUGCCAGAACCCACAGAUUGCCAGUCCGGGCCUGUCUGGCACAGAUAGCAAGGCAGCAUGCAGUCGUUAGUUUAUGGAUAAUGCUAUACUGGGAGACCACCAGUCACUUAAUAUGUCACCGUCUGCUCCCAGCAGGCCCGGACUGGCAAUCUGUGGGUUCCGGCAAAUGCCAGAGGGGCUGCUAUAAGGUGCCAUAGAAAGUCCGUAAUUAGCGGGCUGUUUGGGCCUCUGUGUAACUGAAAUGCCAGGGCCUAUUUUAAUUCUCAGUCCGGACCUGGCUCCCAGUGGAACAAAGUACUUAAAGGAAAAAUGUAACUCUUCUAAAGUAAUGAAAUAUAGUGUACUGUUGAACUGCACUGUUAAAACUGUUGUGAUGCUACAGAAACUCUAAAUUAGUUUAAACAAGCUGCUAUGUAGCCAUUCAAAGCUGAAAAAGGAGAAAUGUCACAGGAUACACAGCAGAUAGAUAAGCUCUGUAGUAUACAAUGGGAUUCUUCAGACCGUAUCUGUUAUCUACUGUGUAUCCUGUACUUGAAUGGCUGCCCCCAUGGCUACACAGCAGCUUGUUUAUAUAAACUAUACUAGUGUUUCUGAAGCAAACACAUCAGAUUUACCAGUGCAGGGCAACACUAAAUUAUUUUGUCAUUCCUUUAAAAUACUUUCAUUUUUGGUGUUACUGUUCCUUUAAGUCCCACCCCAGCAAAAAUUGUGCAUGUUUUGUCAUUUUGUUUUCCCCAUUGUUGCAUAUAAUCAAGGGAUGAAGCUUGCAAAGUCUUAACGUCUUAAAGUAAUGUCAAGUGAUUUCUUCUCUGGUGCAAAAAUCUAAAUGGCGUAAAAUGCCACUCCUUAUCUAUGACUGCAAACACACACUGCUAUUGAUUACAAUGUAUCUUCUUGUCAGUGCACACGCGCACGGCAUAUUAUCAAAAUAAAGUUCACCCCCUGUGCUUCAUCAGAGGUGGGUUCUGUUGUAA